Lepidothrix coronata (blue-crowned manakin) is the source of this 1286-nucleotide messenger RNA. Its product is annotated as bile salt-activated lipase-like. The transcript is spliced from 5 exons. The annotation marks the transcript as partial. The record is from RefSeq and is a predicted model, not a curated record. Lineage: Eukaryota; Metazoa; Chordata; Aves; Passeriformes; Pipridae.
CCUCCACCCUGGGCUCCCCCUCUUGGCCACGGCCUCGGGGCAGCGGCUCUUCCCGGCGCCCUGGGCCGGGGAUGGUGACAGUGACGGGGACCCCGAGGGCACCGAGGACGGGCCACCCCCGGGGGGGGACAAUCGGCUGCAGCUCUGGUGGUGGGGACCCGACCCCCCCGGGGACAGCGGCUGGGACACCCCUGAGGACACGGUGACCGUGGAGACCGACUGUCACCCCCCUGGGGACACCGAGUGUCACCUCCCCGGGGACACCAGGACCUCUGAUUGUCACCCCUUUGGGGACAGUGAGUGUCACCUCCCCGAGGACACCGAGUGUCACCUCUCUGGGGACACCGAGACCUCUGAUUGUCACCCCUUUGGGGACACCGAGUGUCACCUCACUGGGGACAACGGCUGUGACACCCCCGGGGACACCGGGACCUCUGAGUGUCACCUCUCUGGGGACAGCGGCUGUGACACCCCCGGGGGCACCGGGGACAUGGACACCAACUGUCACCCCCCCGGGGGCACCGAUUGUCCCCCCCCCGUGGUGACACCCCUCUGGGUGACACCCCUGGGGACAACGGCUGGGGCGCCCCUGAGGACACUGGGACCUCUAAUUGUCACCCCCCUGGGGACACGGUGACCACGGAGACCGACUGUCACCCCCCGGGGGUGUCACCUCGCUGGGGACAACGGCUGUGACACCCCCGAGGUCAGCGGGAAGGUGAGCACCGACUGUCACCCCCCCGGGGACAGCGAUUGUCACCCCCCCGAUGGCACCGAGGGUCACCUUUGUGGGGACAACGGCUGGGACCCCCCCCGGGGACAUGGGAUGAGUGUCACCACCCCCUCCUGAGGACACCGAGGGUCACCUUUGUGGGGACAGGGACACCAGGACUGUGUGAUGACUGUCACCCCCCCGGGGACAUCGUGUGACACCCCGGGGACACCAGUUGGGACACCCCUGACCCCCCCCCAGGGACACUGAUGGGGACACCCCCGGGGACCCCGAUUGUCACCCCUUGGGGACACCGGGACUGACCCCUUGGGGGUCACAGCUCCCCGUGGGGACCCCCGAUUGUCACCCCAUGACACCCUGAGGACACCGGGACUGACCCCUUGGGGGUCACAGCUCCCCGUGGGGACCCCGACUGUCACCCCGUGACACCCUGGGGACACCAGGACUGACCCCUUGGGGGUCGCAGCUCCCCCCACGCCCCCCCGGGGACCCCGAUUGUCACCCCCAGGGUCUGGUUGUACUAAAGACGUCCUGACUGUCGCCGUCUGUCACC